Messenger RNA from Ramularia collo-cygni, 1326 nucleotides. Its product is annotated as related to glucan 1,3-beta-glucosidase. The coding region runs from base 1 to 1326 and encodes 441 amino acids. Gene Ontology annotation, cellular component: cell surface; fungal-type cell wall; extracellular region. The transcript is spliced from 3 exons. The record is from RefSeq and is a predicted model, not a curated record. NCBI's taxonomy places the organism in Eukaryota, Fungi, Ascomycota, Dothideomycetes, Mycosphaerellales, Mycosphaerellaceae. Gene Ontology annotation, biological process: carbohydrate metabolic process; cell wall organization. Gene Ontology annotation, molecular function: glucan endo-1,3-beta-D-glucosidase activity; 1,3-beta-glucanosyltransferase activity.
AUGCGUUUCUCCUCUGCCGCCGCCAUUGCCGGCGCUGGCGUCGCCUCCGUUAAUGCCGCCGCUCUUCAGGGAUUCAAUUACGGAGCCACCCUGACUACCGGUGCUGCGAAGCAGCAGAACGACUUUGAGGUUGAUUUCAAGAAAGCUCAGAACCUCGCUGGAACCUCCGGAUGGACUUCUGCUCGUCUGUACACCAGCAUCCAGGGCGGUUCUGCCAACGAUCCCAUCUCCGCCAUUCCAGCUGCCAUCGCUACCAACACCAAGCUCCUGCUCGGAAUCUGGGCCUCCGGUGGUCAAGAGGGUGUUACGAAUGAGAUCCAGGCAAUUGAGAACGCUGUUUCGAUGUACGGAAGCAAAUUCACCGAUCUUGUCGUCGGUCUUUCGGUCGGAUCCGAGGAUCUGUACCGUAUUAGCCCUACCGGAGUGAUCAACAAGUCCGGUAUUGGUGCUGGACCUGACACCUUGGUUGAGUACAUCAACCAGGUCAAGGCCAAGAACUGGGGCUUCCCCAUCGGACAUGUGGACACAUGGAACGACUGGACCAACACCUCCAACGUUGGUGUUAUCGAGGCUGUUGACUGGCUCGGUUUCGAUGGAUACCCAUACUUCGAGUCCACUCUCGACAACCCCAUCGAGAACGGAGAGUCGCUUUUCGAUGCAUCUUACGAGGCCACCGUUGGUGCCGCAAAGGGCAAGCCCGUUUGGGUCACCGAGACCGGCUGGCCAGUGUCUGGCGACAAGUCGGGCAAUGCCGAGGCCUCUACUGACAACGCCGAGACAUACUGGAAAGCCGUUGCGUGCAAGCUGAUCGGCGAGGUCAACAYUUUCUGGUACACCCUCCGUGACUCUGAGCCUACCACCCCCUCGCCAUCUUUCGGCAUCAUUCCAAACGACAUCAACGCCGACCCCCUAUACGACCUGUCAUGCAGCAAGAAGUCCAAGACGUCCAGCUCCGCUACCAAGUCUGCUACCAAGUCUGCUACCCGUUCUUCCACCGCCUCUGCAAGUGAAUCCACCAGCACUGAGGUUGCUGCAGGUGCCGGUGGCCACGGCUCAUCCUCUAACGGUACCUCUACCGAGGCCGGCAGCAUGGCCAGCGGCAGCAUGUCCUCCAUGGCUCCUGUCAUGACCGGUACCUCUGGCACCGGCUCUGGCGCAGGCACUGGCGCAUCCGGCAACUCUACUUCUCCUAGUUACAGCGCUGGUGCCGGUGCCCCUGCAAGCACCACGUCCACUUCUUACACCGGUGAUGCUGCUACCUCGACUAGCGCUCUCUCAAGCCUCGCUGCUAUCAUUGCCUUCAUCGGCCUCGUUGCCCACGCUUAA